Aethina tumida (small hive beetle) is the source of this 2445-nucleotide messenger RNA. It is a transcript of the gene Rab5, whose product is annotated as ras-related protein Rab-5B. Gene Ontology annotation, molecular function: GTP binding; GTPase activity. The transcript is spliced from 4 exons. The coding region runs from base 404 to 1051 and encodes 215 amino acids. NCBI's taxonomy places the organism in Eukaryota, Metazoa, Arthropoda, Insecta, Coleoptera, Nitidulidae. The record is from RefSeq and is a predicted model, not a curated record.
GCACUCAACGCAAUCGGUGCCGCGGCCGCAGUCUCCCCCCCGUCCGUUGAUAAAGAAAUGUUGAUCCGCGAUAAUGCGCGACUCCUCGACGACUUGUAAAUAAUGAUGGUCUGGUGUUGUUUAACUUCGAAUUACGGACAAUGAUAGGUGUUUAUUUACGGACCGGGCGGCAGUAAAAUUGUGCUUUUUAUGUGCGACAAUCAAUGCAGCGAGUGUUCCUACAGCACGUACGCGUGAAUUAAACAAAAAAAGAGCGACGACAAGGAGACGGUGUGUGUGAAAGAAUUUUAAUUGAUUUCGGGGUCCAAUGCAGCCCGAUACGGGUGCACUGUUGUGCAGUUAUUAAUACAGCCGCGAUACAGUCGUGGUUUCAUGGUUAACAAUAUUUAUUGAGUAAGAGAAAAUGGCAAACCGAGCUGGCCAAGCGCAGAGACCUAACGGUUCGACCCAGGGCAAGAUUUGCCAGUUCAAGCUGGUAUUGUUGGGCGAGAGCGCCGUCGGCAAGUCGAGUCUUGUGCUGCGUUUCGUCAAGGGCCAGUUCCACGAAUACCAGGAGAGCACGAUCGGCGCCGCCUUCCUCACACAGACCAUCUGUUUGGACGACACGACGGUCAAGUUCGAGAUAUGGGACACCGCGGGACAAGAAAGGUAUCAUAGUUUGGCGCCGAUGUACUACCGCGGCGCCCAGGCGGCCAUCGUCGUCUACGACAUCACGAACCAGGACACGUUCGGCAGAGCGAAGUCGUGGGUGAAGGAGCUGCAGCGUCAGGCGAGCCCGGCGAUCGUCAUCGCCUUGGCUGGCAACAAGCAGGACCUGGCGAACAAGCGGAUGGUCGAGUACGAGGAGGCUCAGACCUACGCCGAAGAAAACGGACUGUUGUUCAUGGAGACGUCCGCCAAAACGGCGAUGAACGUCAACGACAUUUUCCAGGCGAUAGCAAACAAACUACCGAAAAACGAACAAACCACGGGCCAGGGCAACAGCGGCCAGGGCAGACGGCUGGCGGAGGGCGACACGGGCGCCAAAGCCGCGGGUAACUGUUGCAAGUGAUGGCCCACAAGUAUCUGGGCCGGUGUUAAUAUUAACAAUGAAUUGGACUGUGCUAUGACACUCUAGUGAUAUCUACGUGUAAUAAGAGCCAUCUCUCUUUACCUAACCAUUUAAUAACUAAAGAAACACUGUCACGCGUUUUGGUACGUUAGUAUAAUACGUUUGCCACCAUCCCUCCUCCAGCGAGGCACCAGCGGUUAUUAUUGCAUUAGUAAACGCUGUCCCGAAAACAAAACAAAAAAAAAUAAACUCCUUCGUCCCCCUCCCGAUGAUUUUAUUUUGUUUUUAUCCGUAUGGAAAUUUGUGAUAAAUGUACCUAUUUUUAAAUUAGCCUUCGUUCACAACUGACAGUGUGGGUAAAGUAAUAAACACAUUUGGAUUGAUGAUAGUGCACUAUACGUUUUUAAUUUUCAAUCUUUUAUUCACUUUAAAGUGCAAUUAUUGUUAUUUAGUCCACUAUUUUGUAUGAACGUCAUCAAUCUUAAAAUGUAGCACUUUCAAUGUAUACUUAUCCAAAAAAAAUUCUACCAAAAGUGUAAAUUGAAAGGAAAAUAUAUGUGUAUUUUAUUAGUGUCGUUUCCAGGAAAGGUAUGUUUCAUAACAAAAAAACUAUAUUAAGUUAUUUUAAUAAUAUAUAUACAUAUAGAAGAUAGUCCUGUUUCAUUCUGUUUUGAAACUUACUUUUAUCAAAACAGGUGCAUGACUGAUGUAUAAUUUUUAGAAAGAACACGUUUCUUUUUAUAUUGAAUUGAUAUGCUCAUUGAUUGAUCAAUUGUCAUGCAUCUACUUAAAUUUAUAUAUACUUACGACAACAACUUAGUGUCUUUUGCUGGUCCCAAUUCAAUGCAACUAUCGAUAGUUGUCUGAAGUGUAAUGUAAUUUAAGUGCUGUUCUCACACACAGAACCAUAAAAUAUUUUUAAAAUAUAAAGUGUGCGCAAGACUGAUUUGGCAUCUUUGAUUAAUUAUUGUAUUAUAUUAAUUUUUGGACAUAUUGAUUGAAAGUUUAUGGUUUAGAGACUUUUUAACUAGGCUAUCAAAUCAAGUAAGCUUACUAAGUAAUUUUUAUAUAAGGGAAUGCUAAUACUCAGUUCGGUUCCAAUUGGGCACGUGCAGUGUUUAUUAUCAGGGUGCCAAAUUGGUCUAUGUAAUACAUUUUACAAUCGUAUAUAUUAUUUAAUAGAUGUACAAUGUAGUAAGGUGGUUGUACAGAAUUUUAAUUGAGGAUACUAACAUCAUAAGAAUGAAAUCAUGUAUUAUAUUUGAAUAUAAUUAUUAUUAAAUUUAUUAUUAUUUUAUUUGCUUCUUGCUUAUAAUAUGGUUAUCAGUAUUCUGUAUGCACAGAAUAGGAUUGUACAGGAACCAUACCAAUAAAGUUAUUAAAUUUAAACUUAA